UAUAUUGACAUGGGUUUUUAAUCGCCGGUAUCGACUUAAUGAUGAAUUGACGAAAAUUCUGGAUUCGUAUUGCGUACAAAUCCUGCCACAAUCAUGGCGAACGGAACACUUAUUUACGGUUUAGUGUUCCUAUGUCUAGGUUUUCUCACAUUACGGGAAUUAACACAGACAGAGGCCACGCCAAAUGAACGGCCAGCGAUGAAACUUUCACAAUUUAGCGGUCCUUCUCUGAAAAUUCUCUACUGUAUUUCCUGAGGUUACCGGCAAGUGUUCGAAGAGUACUCCCAUCGGCUUCGAGCACGGUAUCCGCAACUCAGUAUCGAGGGAGAAAACUUUCCAGCUCACCCUGUCCGGCGUUACUUAGCCAGUGCUUUCGGUAUCCUGAAGAUUGGACUAAUCAUCCUGAUCGUUAGCGGUAGCAAUCCUUUCCCUGCCUUCAAUUUAGAAACCCCAGGAUUUUGGACUUGGGCCAUCGAAAAUAAAGUUUAUUCCUGUUUGAUGUUGUUCUUCAUCAGUAACGCCAUAGAAACGCAACUUCUCUCCACGGGUGCUUUUGAAAUCUCACUCAACGACAUGCCAGUUUGGUCCAAGCUGGAGUCUGGUAAAGUUCCCCGCUACCAGGAGUUGGUCAACAUCCUGGAGAGCAACAUGAAACUCAGCUAUCAGCUCUAGCAUCCACUGAAAACAACAACAUCUCAAUAACAGAUGGACUUUCCCGACCUGCUUCAGUUGAGCGGUGGCCAUUUUCUACCCACCUCCAGCGAGCCUAUGAAGGUCAGUACACAAACCAGUCACCUGCUGGACGUGCUGACCGGACGCUGAACUCCUCGUCUGGUCGUGGGAGAAACUGGACAACACGCACAACUGACGUCAGCACACCCCCAAACACCCCCCCCCUCCCCCUUCCCCUCUCUUUGCAAUCUUUGGAAAUAUUUGUACAUUAUUUAUAAGCUAAUGGUAAAAUAAGAAACAGUUGUGUUUGUGUAUUAUUCAGUCAGGUUAAGAUGAUGUGAAGUCAGAAUGGCCACUCUUUCGGAUUUUUUCCCCCAAGUUGUGGGAAUUUUUCCCUAGAUCUUAGGAAUUUGGGUCAGGCUGGUGCAAGCCUUCGGAGAAGUACACCAAGUCUUGGGGAUUCUUUGUUUUUGAGUACAUGUGCAUGUACACACAAAAGUAUGAAUGGCGCAUGCGCAAAACAGGAACCAUUAGAAAUGGUGUAGAUAUGGGAUAUGCAUGCGGCCGGGAAAAUACUUGCUCGUUACACCACCAUGUUUGCGUAGUUAUUGCAUGUGGCACACUAUGAGUUAUCUGCCUUUUACAUCAAAAUGUUAAGAUAUACAGAGUGGCAAAAAAAAAAA
This is a messenger RNA of Patiria miniata (bat star), 1355 nucleotides long. RefSeq names its product thioredoxin reductase-like selenoprotein T1b (gene selenot). Gene Ontology annotation, cellular component: endoplasmic reticulum membrane. Gene Ontology annotation, molecular function: thioredoxin-disulfide reductase (NADPH) activity. The record is from RefSeq and is a predicted model, not a curated record. Gene Ontology annotation, biological process: cell redox homeostasis. NCBI's taxonomy places the organism in Eukaryota, Metazoa, Echinodermata, Asteroidea, Valvatida, Asterinidae. The transcript has 5 exons.